AAAUGACUGAGGAACGCCGAAGCAGUAGGAGCGCAACGAUCGCAAAGUAUCUUGGGAAGGAACGCGUUGAUGGCAGAAUAUUUUAUUUCAUUGAGUAUUUAUUAACAAUAAACGUUAAAAGUUUAUUGCAAUGUGCAAACGAUCAAAUUUAGAUUGAAGGCGAUAAUCGUGGACGUUGAAAAUUUGAGUUCGUACUAAAAGCGAUCAAAGCUCAACGCGCCCAUCAAAGGCCCAAUUAAAGCCUCCCUGUCCCUGCGCCUAAAGCCCUCAAGUGGCUCAAGAGCUGGGCACUGGGCUGGGCUGCGCUACGCCAGACCGGUGAGUUCCCACACAAAAUAUCGCUUGGUAGCACGGCGGGCACUCAAAGCCAACUAACCAUGUCUGUACAAAGUGUUGCUCUGGCAUCUCUCACGGCCACCUAUACCGACUCGGAGGGCGAGGACGGGGUGGAAGACGAGCGCCUGCAGGAGGAGAAUUCGAACACUCCCCAGGGGGCCGCCCCGCAUAAUGCCCAAGUCGGUCGUCAGCCCCAGGUCCGAUCUGGCACCAGUCCCAUAUCUGGAGGCCGUUCAGCCUCGCACAGUCCCGUCGUCGGCAAGUCCGCCGGUAUUAGCGACUUGCCGGGCGCGGCUACGAAGGUGCAACGAUUGGUCUCUUAUUUUGACGACACGAUAGUCUCCGAUGACGAGGGGGCGGCCGUUGCUGCGCCGCCACUGGCGCCGUCAUCGUCGUCGCUGACGACGACGAGUGCGGUGACCGCCGCGACGAUUGCGGAACGCCCCGAGGAGAACGGUUUUUCGGUAGCGGUUGCCACUGGCGCCGCUACCACCGUUGCCACUGCCGCUGUUGUCGUUGGCGGCGCUGAGCGCCGGUCGCCUUCCUCGCGUCCUGGAGAAUUGCUUUCAGAUAAUAGCGGGGAGGCGGUGGACCCUUACGGUGUGACGAUACCACCGGAACCGCAGGGCCAAUGUCCCGCUGACCUACAAGACAAGAUUACGAGGCUAUAUCGCAAGAUGGAGAACGAUGGCCUGGACAUGAAUGUGCUAAUUCAGCAACGCAAGGAAUUCCGGAAUCCCUCCAUUUACGAAAAACUCAUUCAGUUUUGUAGCAUUAACGAGCUGGGCACCAACUAUCCGCCGGACAGGUUCGAUCCGUUCAAAUGGGGCAAGGAUUCGUAUUACGAGGAGCUCGCCAAGGUGCAGAAAGCGGAGAUGGACAAGCUCGAGAAGGCGCGUAAGGAGAAGACCAAGAUCGAGAUCGUCUCCGGCACCGCGAAGCGGCCCAACAGUAGCGCCGGUGCCGACGAGAUGGACAACAAGAAACGGAAAAGUAAGUGGGACCAAGUUGCGACUGGCGGUGCUGCCGCCGCUGCCGCCGUCGCGGCCGCCGCCGCUGCUGCCGCGACGGCCAAACCCACGGUCCUUCUCGCACAACCCACCUUGACGACCCUUACGUCGUCCGCCGGCGCCAAACCUACUGUUAUAUCGGCCUUCGGCUCGCUGCCGAAGAAAAGAUUGUAACAUAUCAUGUAUAUGUGCGCUAUGUAAAUAGUUAUAAUUAAGAAUCGUCAUUCUUUUCGUUAGACUACGAGACUGCAGAAAGGCGGAAGCGGUCUUGUAGCCUUCUCGAGACUUAGGUUCUUGGAUGAUUGUUGAAAUUCUUUUCGAGAAAUUUUUAUUACAGUUAAGUAUCGAAAAUUUAACAAUAUACCAGUUCAAAAAUAUGUGAACAGAUUUAUCAUGGUGUUUAUGUCACUGUGAGAUUGUGAAUUUCAUAAGCUCAUGAAUGUAAUAAUCUAAAAAUUCAAGGAAUUUAGAUUUAUGAAAAUCUAAAACGUGUGACUGUAUGUAACUAAAUAUAAAUUUGUAAAAUCCAGAAAUUUAAAUAUUGCGACAAUUGUAAAUAGAUAUCGGUAUUGUAAUGUGUACCGAAUGAUUAAAUUUUUGCAGCAAAAAGAUUAGUGAUCUCAGAAUUUUUGAAUGAUAGUCGAAUAAAAUAAAAUGUAAAGACUUAGAUAUUCAAAAAUAUAAAUAACCAUAAUUUUUAUAAUUCAGGUUCCAAGGACAUUUUAAGGAUUCAGGAAUCUAAAAAUUUAUUGAAUUACAGAUUCAAGGAUACAGAUAUUUCUGUUUUUUUUUUUUAAUUUAAAAAUUUCGGAAUUUAGAGAAAAUGAACAUGAGAGAUCUAGAAAUAUAGAAAUUGAUAAAAUAACUAAAUAAAUUACUAAAGUUAGUAACUUGUAAAAAGUUAAUGCACAGGAUAGAUAAUUUACAUAAAAUGUGUUUGUUUAAUGAAAAAAAAAUUUCACUCGAAUAAUAGAAAUGAAUCUAUUGUUAUCUUAUUUUUGUGACUUUUUGUUUUUAAUUACAAGAUCUGAUGAUACUGUAAACUUAUGCAUUGCCACAGCAGCGCAAUAAAAUGAUAAGUUCCAAAGAAACAAUGAUUUCAGAAAUAACAGUAUUAUUAAGUUUUAAAUUUGUUUUCGAUUGGAAUCUUUCUCUUAUCCCAUUGCAUUUGAACAUUUUCCGCAUCUACAAUACGACUGAUACUUCUUUUACCGUGUAUGUGUUAUUUAUAAUGCGUAAACUAAACUUUUUUCAAUGAAAAUAUACAUAUUAGUUAAGAGAAAAGAAUGUGAGGAAAAAAUUGCAUUUUUCCUGAAGAACAAAUUGCUUAACUUUGAAUAGAAUUGCAUCAACCAACUGUGUUUUCCUUUCUCUUUUCUAUAAAUAAUUGAAAGUUUUAUCGUAUUAUGUAUUGCAAGAGACAUAGCAAAAAUUCUGUUGUUUAAUUAUGAAACGUCAAGAUAAUAAAAGAAUUUGCCUCUUCCAAUAUUACUUAACUGACGAUAAAACAGAAACUGAAGAAAAACGAAAUUUUGUGAUUUCUUAAGCUAAUAUGUAUAUUUGCAUUAUUAUAUCAGGUUUGCGAAAUUACAUGAAUAUGAAACGGCAAUUGUGCGUGCAGCGUUGCAUGUAAUUAAUUCAUCGGGCAGGAUCAUAUCCAUGUAAACAUGUAAUGCUAAUCAGUUAAUAUUUUUUGGCACAGAAGAUAAAUAAGAAAUUUCUGUAUGUUAACAAAGUGCAGAUCAAUGUAAAAUACAAACAUGUGCUUGUAAGGCAACAUGCCGCUAGUGAGGUAUUCGUUUUUUACGUGAAAGGAAAUGAAAUUCUUUCAAAGGACUUUGUAUAUACACUCUCAUGUGUCAAUGGAGCAUGGAAUAUACAAUGUGUAAUUUAAAUUGUGUACUUUUUGUUAUUGAUUAAUAGCAUUAGAUUAAUAUUGAAUACAUUAAUUAAUAUG
Ooceraea biroi (clonal raider ant) is the source of this 3303-nucleotide messenger RNA. Its product is annotated as SAP30-binding protein. Gene Ontology annotation, biological process: regulation of DNA-templated transcription. Gene Ontology annotation, cellular component: nucleus. The record is from RefSeq and is a predicted model, not a curated record. Lineage: Eukaryota; Metazoa; Arthropoda; Insecta; Hymenoptera; Formicidae.